Mytilus californianus (California mussel) is the source of this 1336-nucleotide messenger RNA. Its product is annotated as methyltransferase N6AMT1-like. The transcript has 6 exons. Gene Ontology annotation, molecular function: nucleic acid binding; S-adenosylmethionine-dependent methyltransferase activity; protein methyltransferase activity. Bases 36 to 686 code for a protein of 216 amino acids. Gene Ontology annotation, biological process: methylation. Gene Ontology annotation, cellular component: eRF1 methyltransferase complex. Lineage: Eukaryota; Metazoa; Mollusca; Bivalvia; Mytilida; Mytilidae. The record is from RefSeq and is a predicted model, not a curated record.
GAGUUGCUCCCCUUCAAAAUAUAGAAUCACAACAAAUGUCACGUUUUGCUACUCCAAACUUUUCUCAUCUAACAGAGGAAGAUUUGAAGCAUGUUUAUGAACCAGCAGAAGAUUCAUUUUUACUCCUCGAUGCUAUAGAAAAUGAUUACGAGUAUCUUAGAAAACAAGAACCAAGCAUUUGUGUGGAAGUAGGAAGUGGAUCAGGAGUUUGUAUUACAUUCCUAGCUAGAGUCCUUGGACAGUCUGCAGUUUAUUGGUCAACAGAUAUUAACCCAGUGGCUGCUAGAGUGACCAGAAAGACAGCAGAAUGUAACAGUGUACAUGUGGAACCAGUUAUAACAGAUUUGGUGACAGGACUACUACCAAGGUUAUAUAAGAGUGUAGAUGUACUACUGUUCAAUCCUCCUUAUGUUGUGACUCCUCCUGAAGAGGUUGGUAGUAAUUCCAUAGAAGCAUCAUGGGCAGGUGGCACUGAUGGACGACAAGUCAUGAACAGAUUAUUUCCCAAGGUCAAGGACAUCUUAUCACCAAAGGGAGUCUUCUAUCUGGUUGUAAUUAAAGAGAAUAAUCAAGAUGACAUAGAGAAGAUAAUGCUAAAUGAAGGCUUUAAAAUGGAAAAUAUAAUUACAAGGAGAACCGGACCUGAGUUACUGUCUGUGUUAAAAUUCACUAGGUUAACUAGAUAGUGCAUUGUAAUCCAGGUGGAAGGCUCACCAUUAUGUGGUCAGAGUUACAGUAAUGCAUUAUAAUCCACAAAGAAGACUCACCAUUAUGUGGUCAGAGAUACAGUGGAUCAUUAUAAACACAAAGGGGACUCGCCAUUAUGUGGUCAGAGUUACAGUGGUGAAUUAUAAUCCACAAAGGGAACUCACCAUUAUGUGGUCAGAGUUACAGCAAAGGGGACUCACCAUUAUAGGGUCCAGAGUUAAGAAUUCAGUAAUUAGGUACACUUCUCAACUAUGUUCUAGCAAAUGAACCACUGGUGGUACAGCAUCUAUGUUCCGGCGGUAUAAUAAACCAGUUCUGAGAAGGAAGUGCUGCCUUUGAGAUCUAAGUUUAAAGGCAGAUUUGAUGUACAUCACUGGCACAGAAAUCAGCUGUUGCAUAGUAUUUCUAAAAGUCUGUGAAGUCAUAACAAGACAAAUUGAUGCAUAUUAUCAAUUCUCCUAACUAUUUAUUACAACAUUUAUAGAACUUGAAAGUUAAUUCCAUCUAUCAUGACUUCAAUAUGAUGAUUUUGAAUGUACUUGUUUAAUAAACUUUAUACAUUCUCUGGUGACAUUGAAUUGUACCAAGUUACAUUCAGAUAUUUUCAAUAAAAUCUGUUUUGUAGGCA